Brugia malayi is the source of this 456-nucleotide messenger RNA. RefSeq lists its product as uncharacterized. The transcript has 3 exons. NCBI's taxonomy places the organism in Eukaryota, Metazoa, Nematoda, Chromadorea, Rhabditida, Onchocercidae. The record is from RefSeq and is a predicted model, not a curated record. Bases 1 to 456 code for a protein of 151 amino acids.
AUGGACUCAUCAUGUCAAAAACGUUUGACGAAAGAAUACCAACAGCUCACACUUGAACCACCAGCUGGUGUCCACGUCAAGGAUGAAUCAACACAAGAUUUGCGACUUUGGACGGUUCAUGUUGACGGUGCUCCUAAUACACUUUACGCUGGAGAACAGUUUACGCUCAGAUUCCGUUUUCCGGAUGAAUAUCCUUUUUCUUCACCAGAGGUUAUUUUCAUUGGUGAUAAUAUCCCUAUUCAUCCGCAUGUAUAUUCGAAUGGUCACAUUUGUUUGUCGAUCUUGAGUGACGACUGGACUCCUGCGCUUUCUGUGCAGGCUAUUUGUCUCUCUGUUUUAUCCAUGCUUUCUUCAUGCAAAGAGAAAAAACGACCACCGGACAAUGCUGUCUAUGUGCGUACUUGUAGUAAAAGCCCAAAUAAUACCCGGUGGUGGUUUCACGAUGAUACAGUGUGA